Molecule: messenger RNA, 1764 nt
Organism: Owenia fusiformis
Lineage: Eukaryota; Metazoa; Annelida; Polychaeta; Sabellida; Oweniidae
Source: the annotation of a GenBank genome assembly
UCCAAGAUGGCUCCGCUGGACGUACAAAAUAAUUUACAGACACUAAAACGUCAACAGCUUAGAGCCAGGAGGCGAUGGAGGAUGUUGUAUGAUGUUAUACGUGGAAAGAGAUGCAGUAUAAAUGAGGUUUCAGUCAGACGUUUCACAACUUUCGGUUUACUCCACACAGCAAAAAUACGCUCAUACAACAAUGCAGAUGUAGAUUCUACUAUUUCAACUAAAACAAACACAGUCACAUCAAUUUUAAAAGAUAUUAAUUCAAAUGGGUUAAAAUCUGAAAUCAUAAAGCCUGACACCAAUGGUAAAGAACCUGACGCUGACACCAAUGGUAAAGAAUCUGAUGCUGACACCAAUGGUAAAGAAUCUGAUGCUGACACCAAUGGUAAAGAAUCUGAAGCUGACACCAAUGGUAAAGAAUCUGAUGCUGACACCAAUGGUAAAGAAUCUGAUACUGACACCAAUGGUAAAGAAUCUGAUGUCAGUAGUGGUAAUACAGCAGAAUCUAAAACAGAAGACUUUUGCUGGUUUCGUUACACUGCAUCUGUGGCUGGAGGGCAGUCCCAGUUUGAUAUUAGGCAGUUGACCAAGGCUCCUGAUAUUGAGGAUAUACUGGGCUUUAACAACACUGGAAAUGUCUGUGUCUGGCCAUCUGAAGAGGUUCUUACAUAUUAUCUACUUAAACACAAGGAGAAAUUCAGUCAAAAAACUGUGUGUGAAUUGGGAGGAGGAAUGACUUGUUUAGCUGGAGUAGCAGUUGCCAUAGCAACAGAUGCAAGUAAAGUCCUCUUGACUGAUGGAAAUGAACAAUCAGCAGACAAUGUGCAAGAAAUUAUUACUAGAAAUGUGAAACAGUUUUGUGAUACUGAGGUACAUUCCAGCAUUCUAAGAUGGGACAGAAGACAAAGUGUUGGGGACUUAGAGGGAAAGUUUGACUAUGUCAUUUGUGCAGAUUGUUUCUUUUUCGAUGAAUACAGAGAAGAUCUAGUCCAUACCAUAUACAGCUGUUUAAAACCAAAGGGAGAAGCCAUAAUGUUUGCUCCAACACGUGGUGCAACAUUCCAGAGUUUUAUGGAUUUAUGUAAGGACAAAUUCACUAUGACACGUACUGAGAAUUAUGAUGAUACAGUCUGGAAACUUCAUCAGAGGUACAAGUCUAAAGGAGAAGAGAUAUACGACGAGAACCUUCACUAUCCUGUCAUGUUACACCUCAUCAAAAAAGAAGAGCUCUGAAAUAUACACAUCUUCAAAAGUGAAAUUAUUUUCCAACUUUGGAAAUAUAAUCAGGUUUAUGCUUUAAAGUGUCAGGCAUAACUGCCAAGCUUCAAGCCAAUGGCAAAUCAUGUCAAUAAAUGUGCCCGAUUUUUUUUCUGUUGUUUGAAGCAAGUUCAAUCAAGUGUCACUUUUGAUAUUUAUCAGUGUCAGGCUUUACUGAAAGUGUGAAUAAGUGUUCUUCUCAGUUGUUUUACUGAAAGGCACUUCGGAGAUUCUAUUGUUGCUUUUCAUUGCUAUUUCAAACUUUUUUUUUUUAACUUUUUGAGAUUAUUUGUGAAAUUAUUUAAAAGUAACAUUCCAAAUUUAAUCUGUUUUACUGAGAUUUCGGUAUCAACAUUACAAACUUGUGUCAUACCAUACAGUACUGGUGUCAUUCCAAAUUGGUGUCAUUCCAUACUGGUGCCAUUCAAUAGAGGUGGCAGUCCAUAAUAGUGUCAUUUUAAAGGUUGCCAUUGAUCACUAAAGUCUAUGAAAUAUUAUAUACCCGUUUUG